This is a messenger RNA of Neomonachus schauinslandi (Hawaiian monk seal), 1206 nucleotides long. RefSeq names its product serine protease 22 (gene PRSS22). The transcript is spliced from 6 exons. The record is from RefSeq and is a predicted model, not a curated record. Bases 19 to 966 code for a protein of 315 amino acids. Gene Ontology annotation, molecular function: serine-type endopeptidase activity. Gene Ontology annotation, biological process: proteolysis. NCBI's taxonomy places the organism in Eukaryota, Metazoa, Chordata, Mammalia, Carnivora, Phocidae.
CCCGUGCCCCCACUGGCUAUGGUAGUUUCCAGAACUCCCCCAGCCCAGGGUGGGGGCUCUCUCAGGAUCUUAACCCCCCUGCUGCUUCUGGCUUCUGCAGCCUCCCUCCAUGCUGCCAAGAUACCUGCACCCCCAGCCUGUGGGAAGCCCCAGCAGCUGAACCGGAUCGUGGGUGGUGAGGACAGCACCGAUGCCGAGUGGCCCUGGGUCGUGAGCAUCCAGAAGAACAGGACCCACCACUGUGCAGGCUCCCUGCUCACCAGCCGCUGGGUAGUCACCGCCGCCCACUGCUUCAAGGGCACUCUGAACAAGCCAUCCCAGUUCUCUGUGCUGCUGGGGGCCUGGCAGCUGGGGAACCCUGGCCCGAGGUCCCAGGAGGUGGGUAUCGCCUGGGUGCAGUCCCACCCUGUGUACUCCUGGGAAGAGGGCUCCCGUGCGGACAUCGCCCUGGUGCGCCUUGAGCACUCCGUCCACUUCUCUGAGCGAAUCCUGCCCAUCUGCCUGCCUGAUGCCUCCGUCCGUCUCUCUCCCAACAUGCGCUGCUGGAUUGCAGGCUGGGGGAGCAUCCAUGAUGGAGUGCCCCUGCCCCAUCCCCAGACCCUGCAGAAGCUGGAGGUUCCCAUCAUUGACUCAGAAGUCUGCAGCCUCCUGUACUGGCGGGGAGCGGGGCAGGGGGCCAUCACCGAGGACAUGCUGUGUGCUGGCUACCUGGAGGGGCAGCGAGAUGCCUGUCUGGGUGACUCCGGGGGCCCCCUCAUGUGCCAGGUCGAGGGCACCUGGCUGCUGGCGGGCAUCAUCAGCUGGGGCGAGGGCUGUGCGGAGCGCGACCCGCCCGGUGUCUACAUCAGCCUGGCUGCCCACCGCUCCUGGGUGAUGAGGAUCGUGCAGGGGGUGCAGCUCCGCGGGCACUCACAGGGGAACGGGCCCGCUCGGGGCGCCGGGCCGUCCCGGGGCCGCGUGCGUUAGGGAUCUGGGGAGACGGUCGGCUGCGGGGGCCCCAGCCACCCGACUGUGUGCCUUUCCCGUGCGCCCUUCUCGCCGUUGUAUGUGAGCCACCUGCCUCCGGGGGGCGCCUGCAUGCCGGCACUGCCCCGCCCGCGGGAGCGCCUUUGUUUUCUGUGUGUAUAUAUCCCUGGUGACGAUUUUUACAGUUGUUUGUAGCCCUGCCCCCAUAUCUUAUUUAUUACAAUUUCAAUAAAUUAUUUA